AUGAACUGGGAUGCUUCGGUGGACAAAUAUAGAGGCAGAGUUGGAAUAGGGGUUAUCAUUAGAGACCACAAAGGGCUUAUGAUUGCUGCAUUGAGAAUGAGCAGACCCCUGUAUCCAGAUCCUACACUAGCUGAAGCUUGCUGGGCGUACGAGGCAACAAAGUUUGGUCUACAGCUUGGGCUCUCCAAGGUUGUUUUAGAGGGUGAUUCCCAACAAAUUGUGUCGGCUCUUUUGACAAAGGACAAGAAUGAAUUUCAAACGGAUAUGGUUACACAAGAAACACAAAAACUACUCUCUUCUUUAUAUGAGGUCUGGUCUGUUAAGCAUGUGUUUAGAAAAGCCAAUAGAGUGGCUCAUGUGUUAGCUAGAAAGGCUCUAUUUUCAUCUGAAACUAUUGUAGACAUUGAAGAUCCUCCCUUAUGUAUUUCGGAUCUCUUGCUUAAUGAAUGA
This is a messenger RNA of Juglans regia (Persian walnut), 450 nucleotides long. RefSeq lists its product as uncharacterized. Gene Ontology annotation, molecular function: nucleic acid binding; RNA-DNA hybrid ribonuclease activity. Lineage: Eukaryota; Viridiplantae; Streptophyta; Magnoliopsida; Fagales; Juglandaceae. The transcript has a single exon. The record is from RefSeq and is a predicted model, not a curated record. The coding region runs from base 1 to 450 and encodes 149 amino acids.